AUGCCCGGAGGCUUAUCGCCCGCGGGCUUUCGCUCACGGAGCUCAAGCCAAGUGAGGGUGUAUUCCCACGAAGAAAUCAUCUUUCCCAAACUCUACGAAGAGGCCUGGGGCAGCGAUGGAUUUGGCGAUAAUCGAACCGAGUUGGAACGCGCCAGAAUCUUCCUUAUGCGGUUUGCGAAGAUGAACCCCGACCCGUUUACGAACCAGGAACUACAGUCAAUCGUCAUGAACCACGAGAACCGAACGAUACCCGGACUGGCUCUUGCAGUGCAGAUGAGAAUAUUUGGAAACCGCCAUGCCAGCUUUGCUGCGACGCCCCUCCUGCAAUGCAUCCGGUUCAUGCUUCUCAAAGCCAGGGUGCCGGAAUUCAUAUACUCGGACAAAACCAAGCUCAUCAUGGACUUUUACUUCGACCCGACAAUGGCUAGAAGCAUCGAACCUCCGCCACCGGGCGGCAUCGUCUACAAGUAUCCCUCCGGCCGUCUCAAGGUUGCCAUUAUAGGUGGUGGACCAACAGCAUUGGCAUCAGCAAUAUCUCUUGCGGAGAAGGGCGCCGGAAAGAUCCAAGUUCACGUCUACGAACGGCGGUGGAUCGUCAAAGACGGACCAAGAGGAACUUACGUCGACUACCCCUCGACAGCUAGGCGUCGUGAUCAAGUCGUCACGCUACAAGAGUCGGUUACGACAUUGAUGAGUCAAGCAACCCAGCAGGCAUUAUUUGAAGGGCGACCAGAGUGCGUCUGGCCAGGCUCAGCCAACAUCCAAAUUCGCAAAGUCGAGGACCGUCUACUCCGUAGAUGCCACGCCGCCGAAUUCCAGGACCUCAUUCACCUCCACGCGAAAGGCGUGACGCAUGAAGAUAUGGCAAAGAUUGGCGAUUUUCAUGUGCUCCUUGGAGCCGAUGGAGCUGCAUCGUGGGUUCGCAAAUCGUACUUCCACGGCUAUGAAAACGAACGCGGAAGAAGUUACGCCCUUGGCCUUGCAUUCGACCGACCGGCCGGUUUACCGUGGUCGCAACCCUUGAAUGUCUUUUUGACUCUCGGUCAAACUCGAUAUCUUCUGAACGCUAGUGACUACGACGGACGUGGGUACCUCAACAUGCAACUGACAGAGGGGGAGUGGCACAGAAUGCUCGCCAAGGAUGGCCAACCUGUCACUUUUGGGUACCCCGGCUGCCUCCGAAAGCCAGAUGGGACUGUCCCGCAAGGUUUCACCGAGAAUCAAGUCUUUGCACCUUCAGAAGAUAGGGAGAGCUCAUUAUGGAGAUCGAUUUCCGACGGCCUGAAGCUCUUCGGCUUCAAGGAAAGCGAGGUUAUCAACGUUGUCCGGAUCCCGAUUGUUGUUCAGGCGGUACGAGAAGGCAUCCAGUACCUCUCACCUUGCGACUCGGGAGCGAUCAACCGGCCGCAUGCCCUCGUCGCAGUCGCAGGCGAUGCUGCCAUGACAGUACACUUUUGGCCCGGCCGUGGUCUCAACAGUGGUGUCAAGUCAGGCAUCGCACUAGGAGACGAGAUUGUCCAUGCACUCAAUGGCGGUAAAUUCGUUGGGUUGCCCCUUACCGCCAUGAACCAGUACAACGACUUCAUCAUGAAGCUGCAGGACCGCGAGCACGACAAGCGCAGUAUCCCGAUCCUGAAUCAAUCCGGUACGCCAGAGACCUUGGGUUGGCUUCUGAGCAAGGCAGACACAGUUCCAGACAACGUUGCAAUCGAAUGGUUGGUCGGUGCCAUGGCUCAAAUUGCGGAGCGUCUGGAACUGAGAGGCGAUUGGGCCUUUGGCCCUGUGGCCAAUGUUGAACCACAACUUCGAAUUGUACUACGACAGAUGGACUCAGCAACGUUGAGAGAAAUGGCAGUCAGCUUCCCCUGGCCGACACGAGAGAUGGGUGGCGCUGAGGUUCUACCUCUCCGCUCUAUGAAGCCGGAAGAGAAGCAAAAAUGGCUUCAGGGCAUCUGGGGGCUAUUGCGAGACGAAGUCAGCCGAGACUCGCAGAAGCGCCCUCCCUCCCGCGGAGAUAGAGGACGGCCACUGUCCACGUCACGGUUCGAAGCCCCGCGCGGUGCGGCUUUGCUUCCGCCUAGAGCCGUUUCGCCGUCGCCGCAGUUCCUCUCGCCAACACCGAAUAGUGCUGCGCCAAGUCGGUCUGAAUCGACGCUCCGAAGAACAGUCCCUAAUGAGCUGGAUGGUAAUUCAUUUUCACGGCAACGCUCACCGUCUAUGGGUGGUGAAAUUCCGCUUGGAAGAUUGCUGAGCGUGAGCCAGCGUCCAGGCCGCGCAGUACUGGCUGAUGCUAUGUCGUUGGCACUAUUCCGUGUCGACGGGGAUUGA
Molecule: messenger RNA, 2328 nt
Organism: Colletotrichum godetiae
Lineage: Eukaryota; Fungi; Ascomycota; Sordariomycetes; Glomerellales; Glomerellaceae
Exons: 2
Coding region: 1-2328 (775 amino acids)
Source: RefSeq, a predicted model, not a curated record